ACAAUAUUACUAAUCUAUAUCAUACAAAUUAGGGUUAGAUAUAUAUGCAGCUAGUCUUCAGAUGACUCAAAAGUUUGUCACAUUAUUCACCCUUCUGCUUUCAGUGUCAUUAAAAUCAACAAGCAGUUCUGGUCUUGUGGACGUAGUAGUAGUACCCUCAGAGAAAGAGCUCCCAGUCGGAGACUCAGUAACAUUAACAUGCAGUUUAGAUGACGCAUACCAGGAGGUGCUGGGCAGUUCCAUCAGUUGGGAAUAUCCUCAUGAUGUUAACAUGGACACUGUGACUAUAGAGAGUACAUUCUUCACAAUAACUUCAAUGGCAGAAAGUAAUAUAGGGACAUACACAUGUAAAUAUAUUGGGAUUAAAGACAACGUUUUUCAUAAAGGAACAGGAAGUUCAGUUAUAACUAUUAAACCCGAGAAACCAGGGCAACCCCAGAAAUUAGCGAUAGCUGGAUUUACUGAGGACUCCAUAACAAUGGAGUGGGAGGCUGGCUUCUGGGGAUAUGCUGACACUCUGUAUUAUAAGCUAGAGAUAAUGGAAGAAGAUUCCACAUGGACGCCCUGGGAGGAGGACAUUGCAGCCGAUGUGUUGGAGUACACAGCAGAGGGUCUCCGUUCGGAACAGAGCUACAAGUUCAGAAUAUCUCAAGUCAGCAAGGGGGGACAGAGCAUCGCCUCCGACCCUAGCAGCUCUAUCUACCUCGCUAAAGCAGGUGCGGUUACAGUGUACCCUACGAUAGAGCGACUGGAGCAGUAUAACGCCACUGCUAUCCGAGUAAUAUGGAAGAUGCCAGAGUUCUCUGAUAUUGUUAGUGAGUGGUAUGUGGAAUAUAGGAUAAAGAAUGAGGGUGACACGUACAAAGCACUUCAAGUUGAAAGACAAGAUCUUUCUACGACAAUUUCCACUCUUGGAGGAUUAGAGGAAGCCAGUACGUAUCAGAUCAGGAUGUAUUGUCGUAAUGAACACGGGAGGGGCCCUCCUUCUCAUGUUAUGGAGGAAACUACGGACGAGGCUGCUCCUUCUGCUCCUGCACAAGACGUACGAGCUGUGUUUGUGGAUAUUGAGAAAAGGGAGAUGGAUAUCAGGUGGUCUCAACCUAGACAGCGUGAUAUAAACGGAGUCCUUACUGGUUAUCAGAUAAAGCUGUACUACACGAACCCAGCUGAUGAUAACACAACAGUAGAGAGCACGUUUAAGGAUGUGGGGAGGGAACCCCGUCAACUCACUCUGUACCCGACCUCUCUGCCUUGUUGGGUGGCUGUUGCUGCUAAAACCGGGGAAGGGAUUGGUCCUUUCUCCGACUUUCAGAAGGUAGCACUACCAAUAGAGGAGGAAGCGGUUAAAGACGGGGCUAUGGACGAGGUUAUUGCCAUGUUCAAGCAACCAUGGGUUAUAGCGCUAGUUGGAGCCCUUCUUCUUAUCCUAAUCGUCAUGAUCAGUAUAAUCGCGUGUCGUCAACAGAAAAUAAAGCGACGUAAGUUGGAACAACAGCAACACACGCCCUUCCUUAAUUCCUACCACAGCAAUUCAGUAAAAAGUUCAAUGAAUGGACAACAAUACAGGAUGAGAGACGACGGUCCUCAGUACGAGAAGAUCCCUGAUAGUCGCAACACAACACCACAUGAUUCAGGUAUUGCCAUCCCACCUCCCAUUCCAGCCCGGAACACCCUCCGUCGGCAAUCCAGCGAGACAAUCGACUCUACCGUAACGUGUCCUGACUACUCAGAGAUACAGUCGGACCACGAGUAUGCUAACAACAACGAGCGGUUGGUAUCCAGCAGUACCCUGCCCAGGAGGGAGAAGAUGCUACACGACAAGGUGGUCCGGGACAACAUGAUACAUGAAAAAGUGAACUCGUACAUUGAUAACAGGAUGCCGCCACAGAAUUACUGUCCCAGUAAUAUAAGCAUGGAUAGCCGCCAAUACUCCAUGAGUCAAAACAGUUCAAUAGACGAUCUAGCCAGCACUAUACCUAGUGUUACCUACAGUAUACCACAUAACAGAGACGGUUACAAAGUUGUUAAUCCUACGCACAAUGAUGGACCAGGUCGAGAGAUCCCGGUCGCGAAGGUUCCUCCGAAAGCAAAGGAGCAUGAUCCUAACGCAAUUAAACCUAAAGUAUACGGAAAUAUAACUGUAAAAGAAUGGCGUGAUCAGCAGUUGAGAAAGAAAACGAGAGGAGGCGGAGAGUCAGAUACGUCACUUUUAUCCUCCUUUGGUCGAGGUAGCACUGACAAUGUGUCCGUGUCAGGCUCAGAGAGCGAAGAGGGUUCUGAUGUGGAGAAGUAUUUAGAGGAGGAUUUCUCCCCUAGAAACAGUGGGUAUUUUGAGGACGACCUCAUGGAUGUUGCACGCAUGGGUAUGUCACGAUCGCCCCCCGACAGUAGCGCAUUCCUCAAUCCCAACAAUAGAGCUAAACCACCUCAGCCUCCAAUAGCUGCAGAGAACAACCACAGACCUGAUGAUAAUACCAGCAUUUCCUCGAGCGUACUUAAUAGUGACUUCAGUGAGCUGCCAAUCGUGUGAGAAAGUGAGUCAGAUAUGUACAUGCGAUGUGAGGCCGCUCCAAACACCGCCCAACCAGCCAACAUUUAUAACCUGAACGGAGGAGUAAGCGACGCGGACGUCUGAUCAAGUCAUGUGUUGUGACGUCAUCAUGACGUAGCAGACUCCUGCCCGCCCACGUGCAUAAAUUGCGGAUUUAUCUAGGUUAAAUUGAUACAGCGUGCGAGAUCAGUGGAUAGCAAAGAUAAGCGACCUGAUUGAUGUCAAAAUGGAGUCAUGUAUAUUUUGUACAGAGUAAACGGAACCAUAGUGCACUCAGCAGACAACAAUCACGUGACGUGACGUUUGUGUGACGUGACUCUUGUCUUAUCAGCCUGAAUGAGAAUCCCCGAACGUUAAAACCUCCCCUUUUUUCAUGAACACUAUUGAAUUUCGAUGUAUUGCACGCUAGUAGGCGCUCAUUUUGAGAAAAUUUUACCAUGCGAUAACGGGUUAGAUCGUUGUCGGUGAUUUUAAAAAUAAGAAAUAUUUGAGAGUUUUAUUUAUUUUGAACUUUGAUUUUUGUUAGUUGCAUAAAGC
Messenger RNA from Bolinopsis microptera, 3088 nucleotides. Its product is annotated as roundabout homolog 3-like. The coding region runs from base 62 to 2530 and encodes 822 amino acids. The record is from RefSeq and is a predicted model, not a curated record. Lineage: Eukaryota; Metazoa; Ctenophora; Tentaculata; Lobata; Bolinopsidae. Gene Ontology annotation, molecular function: protein binding. The transcript has 22 exons. Gene Ontology annotation, biological process: cell-cell adhesion.